UGCAUACAUGAUUGGGAUAAACUACGAGUCUUCUUUUGCGCUCAGACUUCUUGAGUAGUCUAGGAACGAACUAAUUCUGUAAUAGCGAUUUUAUGUUCGUUUUCGAAUGCCAAGCUCCAAUGUCACUUGUCCCAGAUGAUCGGCACGGUUUUUGUGAAGCGUCGUCAUCACCAUGGUUGAAUCAAUGGAAGUGGAUUCUGCAUCGGUUCCAGAGGAAACGCAGGAUGCAGAGGCAGCCACUAUCGAUGAAUUGAAGGAACACACAGCGCACAUACAGAAGGCCGUUGCACAGAAAGAAUCUCGUUUCAUUCUACGAAUCCUUCGGCUUCUGCCAGCCACACGUAAAAAGUUAAAUUCAAAGCUUCUACGUAAAACAAUUAACGGGUUCUACACGCACGAUAAGAUGCAUCGCGAAGUGCUCCUUUCGUUUGUAGCGUCUGAUGCCGAGGAUGCUGAUGACACUGACGCAGCCCAGAAUCGGAUGCGAUCGCAAAAGAGUGCCCAUCUAGCUCUACUUCCAGAAGUCGAUGUCUACCUUCACCUUCUUCUACUGGUCCACAUGAUCGAUGCCCUGGAGAAGGCCCAGAGCGCCAACAUGGAGCGCGCAAUUCGUUGUGCAGAACUUCUCAAAGGCAAAGUAGAAGCACACAGCGCCCGCCGCAGUAUGGAUCUGUUGGCGGCCAAAACAUACUUCUACUACAGCCGGGUGUACGAACUUGAUGGAAACCUAUCUUCGAUUCGCGGGUUUCUACUAAAGCGUCUGCGGACGGCCACACUUCGAUCAGACUUUGAGGGUCAAGCUGUUCUAAUUAAUUGUUUGAUGCGAAAUUAUCUCCACUACUCUCUAUUCAAACAAGCUGCUAAGCUUGUGUCCAAGGUGACCUUCCCAGAGAUGGCGUCGAAUAAUGAAUGGGCCCGUUAUUUGUACUACCUUGGUUGUAUUAAGGCUAUCCAGCUAUACUAUACCGACGCUCACAAAAAUCUUCUUCAGGCUAUUCGUAAGGCGCCACAACAUUCGGCCCUCGGUUUCAAGCAGACAGUCUACAAGCUCGCCGUUACAGUCGAGCUUCUUCUUGGUGACAUCCCUGAUCGUACGACGUUCCGUCAACCUGCACUACGAAAAAGUCUUGCGCCCUACUUCCAAUUGACGCAGGCAGUUCGAACUGGAAACCUCGGCCUAUUCAACCAGGUUCUAGAGAGCUAUGGAGCUCGGUUCCAGGCCGACCACACUUAUACCCUAAUCAUUCGACUACGGCACAAUGUCAUUAAAACUGGAGUGCGCAUGAUUAACCUCUCGUACCAGCGGAUCUCAUUGGCUGAUGUCGCAGCAAAACUGCAGCUAGGCUCCGCUGAGGAUGCCGAAUUUAUAGUAGCCAAAGCGAUUCGAGAUGGCGUAAUUGAGGCCACCAUCGACCAUGAUAAGGGUUAUGUGCAGAGUGCCGAAAAUAUCGACGUCUACUGUACAGGCGAGCCACAGUCCCAAUUUGAUCAACGGAUUUCAUUCUGUCUCGACAUCCAUAAUCAGUCAAUUAAAGCUAUGCGGUUUCCACCAAAAAGCUAUAAUAAAGAUCUUGAGAGCGCUGAGGAACGACGUGAGCGUGAGCAGCAGGAUAUGGAGUACGCGAAAGAGCUGGCUGAAGAGGAUGAUGAUACGUUCCCUUAAUGUCAAAAAGCGAGCGGAGUGGUGUGCGGCGACGAAAUUUAGUGGAAAGACAAAAACAUCCAGGUCACCUGGGCAUCUGAAAGAUGCUCUCAGUUUAGAGCGACAAGGACAAAAGAGAGUAACUUCUGCAGAGGAUACGGCUCAUAUAUAUAUAAUAAAUGCUAAUACUAACAGUUACA
This is a messenger RNA of Varroa destructor (honeybee mite), 1842 nucleotides long. RefSeq names its product regulatory particle non-ATPase 3 (gene Rpn3). Gene Ontology annotation, cellular component: proteasome regulatory particle, lid subcomplex; proteasome complex. Lineage: Eukaryota; Metazoa; Arthropoda; Arachnida; Mesostigmata; Varroidae. Gene Ontology annotation, molecular function: enzyme regulator activity. The record is from RefSeq and is a predicted model, not a curated record. Gene Ontology annotation, biological process: ubiquitin-dependent protein catabolic process; regulation of protein catabolic process.